This is a messenger RNA of Erythranthe guttata (spotted monkey flower), 836 nucleotides long. The record is from RefSeq and is a predicted model, not a curated record. Lineage: Eukaryota; Viridiplantae; Streptophyta; Magnoliopsida; Lamiales; Phrymaceae.
AUUGGGGUUAACAGUUCAAGAUCACUCGCCGAUCUUCAAAUUUCUGCUCAAAACAAAUCCGAAGUGAUUACUAAUCAGUGAAUUUCGAUCAUACUCCAACAAGAACAAUGCAAUUCUUCGGUGGCACAGAAAUCAGUCCAUCGCCGCCGGCGCCGACCGCAUCUGGGAACAAUGCCCACAUGCUAUACAUAUUCAACAGAAACGGCGUCGCUUUGCUUUACAGAGAAUGGAAUCGACCCCUCAAAACCCUCAGUCCACAGCAAGAUCACAAGCUAAUGUUUGGUCUCCUCUUCUCUCUCAAAUCCUUAACUGCUAAAAUGGAUCCCACCAGUGCUGAUAAAGGGAAUCUUGGGGUGCCGCAGUUACCUGGGCAAGGAUGUUCUUUUCACAGUUUCAGAACCAAUACUUAUAAAUUGAGUUUCAUGGAGAGUCCAUCUGGGAUUAAGCUUAUUCUCGUCACUCACCCAAAGACUGGUGAUCUCAGAGACUCCCUCAAGUACAUAUAUAACUUGUACGUUGAGUAUGUUGUAAAAAAUCCACUAUAUUCUCCUGGAACUCCCAUCAGUUGUGAGCUAUUCAAUAAAACUGUCGACCAGUAUGUGAGAGGCCUCGGCUAAUAUGGUACGUCUAUCGUCUCGAUUCUUGAUAUUAUACCUUACAAUAGUUUCAACAACUGUUUCAAUGUGAAUUUGUUGAUGUAUGAAUGACAUGCAUAUGUUUCUACAUUUUUUUCUUCAAAGUCUGUAAUUUGUGGUGAUUUUUAUUUUAUUUUAUUUUAUUUUUUUGUUUCCCUGAAUUAGUUGGAUGGGUAUCGAUUUGGACUUUUAUUUUGAUAA